GUUGUGGAGAGUAGCGAAACGUGAUCGAACGCGCACUGCGCGCGGCGCGAAGUUUGUUAAAAUUUUGCAAUGGUUCGGCGAGCCAGACGCUGUCGGAAAAGUGACGCAGGAAGGCCUGCAAGAAAUGUUCUUGGUGGGAUCGAGAACAUUGUACCCGAGCCACUUCCAAAGAAAAAGAUCGGCAAAAGAGCUCACACGAGAGUGAAGCCAACAUCGGCAGCAGCCUCAUCCAAGCCACCUGAAAAUAUGCUGGAGCUGGGCGUGAGUCCGAUAGAAAGGCGUGGCGGUCCCUUGCGUAGACCUCGAAGGAAUCCUGCGAGUGAAGAGUCUGUGCACGUUGCCACAUCUACGCCUGACCGUACAAAGUCGCAGCCAACACUGCCAGAUGCACAGCAUGUAGAAGAAACGUCACACAUGUCAUUUGAUCUAGACCGUCGUGCUGUCGCAACGCCAUGCCUCUUUGACUCGGCAAUGACACCAAAGCAGACGUCUCGCACAGGCUCUCCAUCACGGACGCGGAGGAAGAGGCAUUAUGGUGACAGUCCAGAGCUGUCCCUUCAGGAGGUCAGGCGGACAUACUCUCGUGGGAAAAGAUCUGCGUCCGUUCGUGUCAACCUGUUCGAAGACCUCGAGCUCCCUGACCACGUGCAGGAGGAUGAAGAAAACUUCUUUGAGCCAGAGGAAGAGCAGCAGGUGAAGAAGAACAAGGUGCACAAACCCAAGGCACAGAAGCUGAACAGGCAGAAUGAUAGGGACUUCGACGAAUGGGUGAACAAGAUGGCAGCGGAGUUUGACGAAAUUGAAAAAUUUGAGUUGUGUUAUGGUUAGUGUGUGUCCCAUGGCCACAGCUGCACCCGAUUCGUUCUGUGGGUUACACAAGACGCACACAGACAAGGAAGGAAGGCAUGGACGACACGAGCACUAACUCUGAACUAGCAUGUUAUUGAAAGACACAGCGAUUUGUAAGGUGAUGGUGAUGAUGAUUUAUUGCCAUCCCCUUGAAAAGGUGAUGCGAGUCACCUAGCCUGCUUGAGUUAUUCAAGUGUGCCAUGCAUCUCCUUCAACACCACCUGGUGGCAGUGGAUUGAAAGAAAUAACCAAAAAAUUUAAUGAGAAUAUCCUAUUUUAGGAUUAGCUUUUCCUGUAAGUUAAUCCGCAGCUAUGCGCUGGAGAGAUACGCACAUUGUUUCUCUGUAAAAAAAAAAAAAAAAAAAUGGUUGGCCCUAUCUUAUUAAUGUGGCCAUGCCACUUUGGCCAACAUGCAAUUUGCCACAGGCUAAUGAGAAACACCUGUGUUUGUCAGCCAUUUACUUUGUUGGCAGAAAAGCAACGUGCGUAACUGCCCGGUACAUGUAGGAUUCACCAGCACAAAAUGAUAUUUGUUCGGUAUAUUUUCAGUCAAGUUUUAUGGUUUUGUGUAAUUGAUUUUCAUUUACUAUCAGGUGUUACUCAAAAGAGAUCAAUAGGGCAUAUUUUGCUAGCAUGUUAGCAUAGCCAUUCUUAUAGAUCACUGUGCCUUUCAGCAAAUAUACCAGUUGAGAAUCUACGCUCAUGCUGUCCUUGCCUUCUUUUAUUGUCCUUGCGUGUGUCUUGCAAUCCACAGUAUGAAGAAGCACCAACUUGCCAUAUUACUUGCAGUUAUGCUGCAGCUGACUCACAAGGAUAUACCACAAAUACCUGCAAGUGUUUGUUUCCAAAGCCCAACAGAGGUUGCUAAAGUAGAUUUGUGGUCAAUUUUUUUUACUUGCUGUGAGCACCGUUACAAAUAUACAUAAUGGAUUUUCUUGUCACCUGGUAAAAUGAGAUUUUAAUCUCGUUUUUGUCUCAUAUUUUAGUGUCAUUUUAGUUUCAGUGUGGCCACAAUCCCUGUAUUUAUAUUUUUUCGUGUGUGUAUUUAAUUUUCUUAUUGCUUGAGUCGAACACACAGUGUGCUACUAUGUGUCUACUCGAUUUUUUAGUGAGUACUAUUACUUUUACCAUUGUACAUAUACUGAAGGGGAGAAUGGUAGGUCGCACGUGUCUUUAAGUGUGUACGUUCUGCGACUGCGGAAUAAAAGUUUUGAUCUGCUACUACAAA
Molecule: messenger RNA, 2077 nt
Organism: Dermacentor andersoni
Lineage: Eukaryota; Metazoa; Arthropoda; Arachnida; Ixodida; Ixodidae
Source: RefSeq, a predicted model, not a curated record